Molecule: messenger RNA, 3718 nt
Organism: Ipomoea nil (Japanese morning glory)
Lineage: Eukaryota; Viridiplantae; Streptophyta; Magnoliopsida; Solanales; Convolvulaceae
Exons: 5
Coding region: 440-3613 (1057 amino acids)
Source: RefSeq, a predicted model, not a curated record
ACUUCUUGCAAGCUCUUCUUCUUUUAUUCUCUUUCUCUUUCUAAAAGGAAAGGGCCUUGCUUUAUAGAGAGAGAGAGAGAGAGGGGUGUUUGUGUUUGUGUGGCCCCAGCAGAUCGAAAUCUCCAUUCUUUUGUUCAGUUUCAUGAGGAUCUGAGCUUCUUCAAUGGUGUUACCAAACCACACCCUUUCUUGUUUCCUAGUAUUUAUUCCUUAAUAAUUGUUUAUAUUUCCCCUUUUUUUUUCGGGGGGUUCUAUGAUUCUAUCUGGCUUGGCUAGUGUCAGUGUUGGGUUCUGAAUUCUCCUGUGAUUUUGAGUUGCCUUAGCACAAUGAUUCAAUCUUGAAUUGAGAGGGUCAUGAAGAAGAGACAUGGUUCAAGGAUGUGGGUCUGAGUCAGGGUAAACAAUUUAUUCUGUUUUGCUUUCUCUUAUUCGUGGAGGGAUGGGAACCCAAGUGCAUUAUAAGGACUACUACGUUCCAGGUUAUUGCUCCAUGAGGAACCACCUUAGCGAGGACGCUAGCAGUAGUAAUUGGCCCCUUUUUUACGGCGAUAGGGCCUUAACGAAUGGGCAAUAUUGUAAUGGUUUCGUGUCUCGGGGUGUAAUGGAUGCUUAUCCCGGGUAUGACAAGGAUGCCGUAAAGCAGAAAAUGCUCGAACACGAGGCUAUUUUCAAGAAUCAGGUUUCAGAACUUCACCGCCUUUACAGAAUCCAAAGAGACAUGAUGCAAGAAGUUAAAAGGAAGGAACCGACGAAUCGGAUGUCGAUGGAGCCGUCAUCGUCGUCUAACAUCCUAGGAUCGCAAUUGCCGUCUGAGGAUGUUCAGAAAUGGCACAUGACGGGUUUUCCUUUAGCACAUUCUUCGGGUUAUGCUCGAGCCUCGACUUGUAGUACUGAAAUUGUGAAUUCUCCCUUAAGCUGUGCAAAGGGACAGUCUGGUCGGCUUCAAUUACAAAACGGGUUUUCCCCGAAAAGCUGUCAAGCGUUGGAGGCUAGACCGUCGAAAGUUCGGAAAAAGUUGUUCGAUCUUCAUCUGCCAGCCGACCAGUAUAUAGAUACCGAUGAGGGCGAGCAGUUACAGGAUUCCAAAGAAUCUUUCUGCCCGAGUUAUCCUGCUGCUAAUGGAAGCUUCACAAUUCCACAAUUCCUCGGCGGUUGUGAAACGAGUGAUUCCCAAAAAGACGCUUCGAUGUCCAAUUCGUGUUUGAGAAGUGCGUUUGGGUUGGCGGAUCUCAACGAACCCGCCCAGUUCGAGGAAGCAGCCGUCGCUCCAUCGUCCGUUAACUUUCUCGGUCGUUUUGCUAACCCCGCCAAAGAUGCUAAAAUCCCAAACGUCAUUAGUAAACCAAAUCCUGGGGGGGUUUUAGCUUCAUCGAGAGAAAUGAUGUGGAACUCUCAUCACGGAAGCUCCAAUGGGGGGUUGAUCGGUAAUUUAUCCGUGGAGAGUAAGGGAAAAGAGAGAGAGUGGCUCUCAUAUACUUACGAAGCAGGUAACAUGAAAAAUAACCGACUUCCGGUUUCUCAAGGUUUCGAGCAGAAUAAGUUACCUAUGCAGUCCCGUCCAGCUGAAGUUGGUAUACUUAAUAAAACUCAUCAAAAUCCCGGGAUUUAUCCGACUCACGGGAUUAGGGAUGAGUUGUGGAGAGAGAGGACGGGUUAUGGCUUCGAGAGAGCUCGUGAAAACUCUAAUCUUAGUCGUGUGGAACCUGUUGGAUUAACCGGCCCCAGCCCGUUCGUUAGUUCUUCCGAAUUUGCCAAUUCGUGGUCACAUUCCGUUUCGGCUUUGGGAAAGCCAGCAAGUAGCUCGAGUCAAAAGUUAACGUUGUUUCAUAGUAGGAAUACGCAGCCUUCCCCGAGCCCCAUAACCGGUGGGAUAUCUCGGGUCAAUCCGGGUUUGGGCAGUGAUUUACCUGUCAAGAAUGGUUUUUACCACGGAUCUUCUUCAUCUGGGUCAAGGGAACCAUCUGCUCACCUCCUUUUGGAUCGUCUAAACUACAAUAAGAGCGAGAAUUUAUUGUCUGAACACUCUCCUAAUCAUAAACACGAGAAGUUUCUUGUUGACUCCAACUCGAGGGAUUCAAAGUCUGCGAAAGGUUUUGAUCUGAACGUUACGAACGAGGCCAUCGAUCUGGAGGAGUUGGUUGGUAAUAACGAAAGAAAUCUCGAAGAAGUUGUUGCAGCAACAUUGCCUUGGCUUAAAUCGGCUAGGCCGGCUUCUAAAAACGAGGGAAGAAUGCAGAAUAAUCAAAAUGUUGCAUCGGCUUCAAGGGGGUGUGGAAUCAAGGCCGAGGAGGAGAUUGGGGAGACUCGAAAUGUCAAAAGAAUUCUUGGAGUUCCGAUUCUGGAAAAUCCUCGUUUUUCCCCGAAAAACGAGUCGUCUUUGCUUGUUUCUACUUCUGCAGCCAUUCAACCCUCACCCGAAGAACAUAAUAGGAAUGAGAAGAAGAAUUUCGUGAUUGAUAUGAACAUGGUGUGGGAGCUCUCGAAUGGGGAGUUGGAGGAUCACGUAACCCCGGAACCCCCCCUUGUGAUGGGGUCGAAAGAUACUAGUAUCAGAAAUCACAUCGAUUUGAAUUUUUGUAUUCCCGAAGAAGAUGAAGAAGAAGAUCAAUCACGACCCUCUGCUGCAACUAGUAAUGUUAGAAGAAAGAGCGUUAUAGAGAUUGAUUUGGAAGCUCCCGCUGUCUCGGACACCGAGGAAGAUAAUCUCGUGGAGGAACGUGAGGCAUCUUUGCAGUUGCCCGAACACAAAGCCGAGCAAACGAGAGAUGAAGUUGCCAGUAUUGCAGCGGAAGCAAUAGUUGCUAUCUCGUCAUCGGGGCCGAUAGAGGAGAAAUGUCGGGAUCCUCUCGAAAAAUCGCUCCAGUGGUUUGCCAACGCGGUCUCGUCUUCUGCCGAUGAACGGCUCAAAUGGAAGUCUGACAAAGAAAUAAGGGCUGGCAAGGACGGUGUACUAACCGAGAAUUCUUGUUUCGAGGGAAUAGAUUAUUUCGAGGCAAUGACAUUGCAAUUGACGGAAACCAAGGAGGAAGACUACAUGCCUAAGCCGUUCAUCCCCGAAUUCCAAUAUGCGGACGAUAUAGGCGCAACUUCCGUUCCUAACCGACCUCGAAGGGGUCAGUCGAGAAGAGGGAGGCAGCGGAGGGACUUUCAGAGGGACAUCCUCCCCGGUUUGGCGUCCUUGUCAAGGCACGAAGUAACCGAGGACAUACAGACGUUUGGAGGGCUAAUGAGAGCCACGGGGCACACAUGGACUUCCGGGUUGACAAGAAGGAACGGAACUCGAAACGGGGGUGCCAGGGGGAGACGACGAACGGUGGUCAUCGACACAGGACCACCACCACCCGCUCCCGCUCCAAGCUCAGUGGGCCCCACUCCUCUAGCGCAGCAACUUAACAAUAUCGAAGCUGUUUUGGAGGACAAAAGCCUAACCGGAUGGGGAAAGACAACUAGACGCCCCCGAAGGCAAAGAUGUCCUCCUGCAGAGAGGAUAUUAAGAGACUUAGGAGGUGCCCUGCCUUUUUCUUUUAUCUUUCAAUUCGUUACUCCCCGGGAGUUGGAGUUGACGUUGCGGUUAAGCCGGGAGGAUUGUGUUUGUACAUUCUAUGUGCCAUAAUUCAGUGCCCCAUGGCUGUGAUAUGUCUUCUGAAUUUAUACAGCAUUGCUUCAAAUAUAUGCAGUCUCUUCUAUGAAUCAAAUACCAAAUUUCUUUUACUCUUAA